AAGAUGAGUUCAGUAAUUUGUUUUCGUAAAUAGUGAAAAAUCGAAAGGGAUUAAUCUCAUUCCAUAUAUACGCACAUGAGAGGAACUUCCUAUAUGUGUAGUCAACACUCCGACACCCAAGUGAGUGUGUCGAGCUUUGGUGGGAGAAAUGAGAGAAGAAAGAACGAGCUCCCGUUGAGGAAGGUCGGGUGUGUGUUAAGCGUAGAAUGAAGGCCUACUUGGGGAAGACUAUUAGGUCUCGUGUGGGCUUCACUCGGCUCGUUUUGGGCCUUUUGUGUGGAUUGGCCUCUAUCAAGCUUCAUUGGCCCCUUGAUUUUUGGGGUUCAGUUGAGGUGAGACCCAAUCGGGAUUGCAGCUGUUCCGCGGGUUGUAGCAACAUCUCGCCGGUGUCAUGGUUGAAGGCAAGAAUUUUAUUAUGAAUCAUCCAAGCAUAAGGUAAAUGAAUUGUUUCCUUAACCCACUUGUCAUUAUUGCACUCCUCCAGUAUCCACCACUGCAACUUAUCGUACUCCACCGCCUCAUUCCGCCGCCAUCUGAAGUUUUCUAUCAAGGCCAAACGUCCACCAGUUCAGUUAGCUUUUCGGGGAAGGAAAGCUCAGGAUGAGGGAUUAUUUUAAAUUGCUCUUCUACCAUAUCAAAACCAAAUAUAUAUUUAUCAGGGUCAUCCAUCCAAUGAUCCAAUAAAUUGAGCCAUUAGCAAAAACAUUCUCUGCAUAUUCCGAAAAUCUAAAUGUCCGGUGACGUGGCAGAGGAUGUAUCCGUCUCCACGAUCCGCUGCCCAGCGUGAAAAUCCAGAAAUUCGAUUUUGAGAUGUCCAUGGUUUGAACAAGGAGGACCUUGUGCUCGUUGGACAAAGGAUCAAACCCAAAGUAGUAUUUCUUUUGGUGAAAAGGUUCACCGGCAAAAGCGAGCGGAGGAUCGGGAACCGUGGAGAGCUCUCCGGUAUCGACACAAUAGAUGUGUAAUUUACCGUCCACGCUGCGAAGGUGGAGCAAGCCGUUGCGGGGCUGGAAAUUGUGCACAAGGCUUUCGAAAGGGAUUGGGGGGAGCUUAGUGGCAGGACCUAGGGCGCCGCUCUUUUGGAUUUCUGCGGAGUAAAGUAAUGCUCCUCAACUACACGAUUCUUUAUUCUCUUGGCGAAAAACAGGACUCGGCGGCCGACGCGGGACUGAGCGGCGAAGUGACGACGGUGGCGUAUGAGGGUGUUGAAGGAUUGGGAAACCCUUCUCAUACCAAAAAAGGGAGACAUGCAACCAGACUUCCAGGCGCCGUGGAGGCGAUGGAAGGGCUUCUAGUUCUGGGGAUUGGGUAUAUAAUCGUCAAUUUUUUUUUUUUUUGAAUAUUUCUUCUGGGCGACCUUUUCUAACACCCAAGCCCAUUAGAAGCCCAUUACCGACAGGAGGAGUGUAAAACAAAAAAGGAACGAAAAAGGAAGAGUUGGGAGAGAGACACAGAGAGCGCCAAGAGGCAGAGUAUUGAAGUACAAAGGAGCCACCGAGCCAUUCUACAAAUCUCCGGCGCUUCUUGGCUCAGUUGAGUCAUCGAUUGACGAGUUUGACUAAAAGAUCGCAUUGAAGUGGCUACCGAAAGAUAUCUUGAGAAAGCAAGUCGUUUCAGAACCUAUGGCGCUGCUAAGAAUCAUAGGAGCCCAUAAAACUGUUUGCAAAUCAGUUAAACCCAUCAACCCUUAUGCUCUGGUUUCACUUCUCUUCAUCAAGAACAUAUCUCCCACAUCACAUUCUCACAGACCCAUUUGCACCAAAACCCACAGUGAGUCAUCUUCUCCUUCAGAACUCACCAGCGCACUCAUUUCCAUCUUCACCAAGCAACCCUUUUCCCCAGACAAUGCAGAACUCAAGAACCUCGCUCCAAGACUGACCACCCAAGUUGUUGAGAGUGUGCUAAACGGCCUAAAGAGUUGGAAAAUAGCUCACAGGUUCUUUACUUGGGCCUCAAAUCAAUGUGGGUAUAAGCACAACUGUUAUACUUACAAUACCAUGGCCUCGAUCCUAUCCCAUGCUCGACAAAUUGCCCCACUGAGAGCGUUGGCCACGGAUAUUCUAAAUUUCCAUUGUUCCAUGACUCCGGGAGCUUUGGGACAUCUCGUAAGGUGUUUAGGAACUGUGGGAUUGGUCGAAGAAGUUAACAUGUUGUUUGAUCAAGUUAGGAUGAUGGGGCUUUGCGUUCCGAAUAACUAUAGCUAUAAUUGUUUGCUAGAGGCUAUAGCCAAGUCUAAGUCCAUUGAUUUGAUUGAAAUGAGAUUGAAAGAGAUGCGCGAUUAUGGUUGGAAAUUUGAUAAGUACACGUUAACCCCGGUGUUGCAAGUUUAUUGCCAUGCGGGAAAGUUUGAAAAGGCAUUGAGUGUUUUUAAUGAUAUGAAUGAGCAGGGGUGGAUUGAUGCACACGUUUUCUCUAUCUUAGUUUUGGCUUUUAGCAAGUGGGGUGAGGUAGAUAAGGCAUUCGAAUUCAUUGAGAGAAUGGAGGCCCGUAAUAUUAGAUUGAAUCAGAAGACUUUUUGCGUCUUGAUUCAUGGGUUUGUAAGGGAAUCCAGAGUGGAUAAGGCCCUUCAAUUGUUUGAUAAAAUGCGGCAAUCAGGAUUCAAUCCUGAUGUUUCGCUAUAUGAUGUGCUGAUAGGAGGGCUAUGUAAAAAUAAUGAUCUGGAGAAAGCUUUAUGUUUGUAUUCAGAAAUGAAGCAGUUGGGAAUUCAUCCUGAUGUAGGAAUACUUACGAAGCUUAUGACAUUCUUUGAAGAGAGUGAAAUGAUUCGAUUACUUGAGGAAAGCAAAGAAGUUUUGGGCGAGGAAGCUAUAAUUUUGCUUUACAAUUCUGUUUUAAAUGGUCUUGUCAAUAACAGCUCACUCGAUAAAGCCUGUCUCUUGCUCCGGGUGAUGAUGGGAGAUCAACCAGAUUCUGACAUUGAAUCAUAUAAACUCCCAAGGGUUAAGAAAGCUAUUGGUCCUAACACCACUUCUUGUAGAAUUGUUAUUGAUGGUCUAGUCAAGACUGGUAAGUUGGACCUAGCGCUUACCCUUUUCCGUGAUAUGAAUCGAAUUGGUUGUGAACCAGAUAUUAUACUUUAUAACAAUAUAAUUGAUGGUCUGUGCAAUUCAAAUAGAUUGGAAGAGAGUUAUGAGCUUUUUAGACAGAUGAAGAUGUCAGGAUUUGAACCAACCCAAUUUACUCACAAUUCUAUAUUUGGGUGCCUAUGUAGAAGAGGGGAUGUUGUAGCAGCGCUUGAUCUGGUGAGGGAGAUGCGCGCUCAUGGGCAUGAACCAUGGAUAAAACAUUCUAGCUUGCUUGUAAAAGGACUGUGCAAACAUGGGAGAGCAGUAGAAGCUUUGAAAUUUCUUUCUAACAUUGUUCAAGAAGGUUUCCUUCCUGAUAUAGUUACCUAUUCUGCAGCCAUGGACGGUUUAAUCAAGCUUCAAGAAGUCGAUCGAGCUUUGGAGCUAUUCCGGGUCAUUUGUUCUCAUAACUAUUGCCCUGAUGUGGUUGCAUAUAAUAUAUUGAUAGGUGGGCUCUGUAAGGCAAAAAGAGUUCUAGAAGCCGAAGAUAUUCUGAAUGAGAUGGUGGUCAAGGGGCGUGUCCCCUCCGUUGUUACCUACAACCAUCUUAUAGAUGGAUGGUGCAAAAAUGGUGAUGUUGAUCAAGCCAUGCUUUGCCUUUCUAGGAUGCUUGCGGAAGACAGAGAGCCUAGUGUGAUAACUUACACUACUUUAGUGGAUGGGUUAUGUAAUGCUAGAAGACCUGAUGAUGCACUGAUGCUUUGGAAUGAAAUGGGAAGAAAAGGGUGUGCUCCAAACAGAAUUGCUUUCAUGGCCCUCAUUCAUGGUCUUUGCAAGUGUGGUAGGCCCAACACAUCGCUUGCUUAUCUCCGCGAGAUGGAAGAGAAGGAAAUGAAACCUGACACAUUUGUCUAUGUAGCAUUAAUAAGUAGUUUUGUUUCCAAUUGUAACCUACCCUUGGCCUUGGAAAUUUUAAAGGAGAUGGCUGACAAGGGAAACUUUCCAGAACCGCUAGAUAAGAACUGUCUAAUUCUUAGAGAUGCAGUACUUAAGUUGUCAGAAGAUGCAAAGACUUCCUCAGGAGUUAAAAAUCUUAUUGCAGGGGGUAGAAUUCCUCGAAUGUGUUAUUCAGUUGUUUGAUCAGGAGUGAUCAAUAAGAUUCGGAGUGCACAUGGUUACAGAAACAUGUCUUUCUCGGCUUUAAUGAUGGAUUAUUUUUUAGCAUGGAAUGCUAUGUUUUCAUAAUUGACCUAUUUCCUGCGAUUCUCAUCUCUUACAUCACCAACUGAGAGAUGAUCAAUUUCCAAAGAAGGCAGAAGGUGCAGAUACAGAUUGCUGAGCUUUGUUAUUUGAAGACGAGAAACGUGACUAUUAAUGUACUGGCUGAGCAAUUUCUACACCAGUUUGUGUCCAAAUUUUAGGUUGUCUACCCAUCUAUCCAGGGAGGAAUCAUAAACGAAGGCAGACUGCGGAUGACUCAUUUGUAUGCAAUCAUUGAAUUGUAGUUAAAAUUGCAUUAGAACUGUGAGCUAGUC
Messenger RNA from Corylus avellana, 4540 nucleotides. RefSeq names its product Tetratricopeptide repeat (TPR)-like superfamily protein. Gene Ontology annotation, biological process: chloroplast-nucleus signaling pathway; mitochondria-nucleus signaling pathway. Gene Ontology annotation, cellular component: chloroplast. Gene Ontology annotation, molecular function: protein binding. NCBI's taxonomy places the organism in Eukaryota, Viridiplantae, Streptophyta, Magnoliopsida, Fagales, Betulaceae. The record is from RefSeq and is a predicted model, not a curated record.